AGCUGCCGCUGCUGCAACUCACCCCACAAUCCCGGAUAUAAGUCCUGCCCCUUUAAGAAGAAAAAAAAGCUUCCCCCGCCUGCUCCCACCCCACCCAUCCACAAGGACCUUUGUCUCCCCACCCCCUCUGUCAGUCGGCCCCGCCCCACAUCCCCGCCCCCUCCAACGCAGAGGAACCAAUGGGCGAGGAAAAUAAGGCCGGGGUAUGACGUAAGCAUGCCCGGCCAAUCACAGGGCGCGUUGGUGAGAGGCCUCGCGAAGGGCGCGCCCGGAGGAAGGAAGGCAGGAGAAAGGAAGCUUGAAGUCAAGAUGGAGACUGGUGGUUUGUCCGCAGCUGCCCUAGCGAACGGGGACUUGGGAUCCCAGCGAGAGCGGACCCUGGUGCCCGAGCGGCUUCAGAAGCGAGAACAUGAGCGGCAACUGGAGGUAGAAAGGAGGAAGCAAAAGCGGCAGGACCAGGAGGUAGAAGGGGAGAAGAGCGACUUUUUCGCCGCCGCCUUCACUCGGGAGCGAUCGGCCGUGGAAGAGCUUCUGGAAAGCGGAGAGUCCGUCGAGCGGCUGGAGGAGGCGGCCGCUCGGUUGCAGGGGCUUCAGAAACUUAUCAACGACUCGGUUUUGUUCCUGGCCGCCUACGAUUUGCGGCAAGCGCAAGAGGUGCUGGCGCGGCUGCAGGCGGCCCUGGCCAAGCGGCGCCAGGAGCUUCAGCCUAAGAAGCGUUUCGCUUUCAAGACCCGCAAGAAGGAUACUGCUUCAGCCACGCAAGUAGAUUCGGCUCCCGACGCCCCGGCGGCGGAAGGCAUCCUGACCUCCCCGCCGCCCUUGAAGAAGGAGGGAGAUUUCGACUCCAGCUGGGUCUGUGGCUUCUCCAAUCUGCAGUCCCAAGUUUUGGAGAAGAGAGCUGAGGAACUGCACCAGCAGGACGUCCUUUUGACCCAACUGAGAAACUGCACGAUCAAACUCUACGGCAAUCCCAACACCCUGCGGCUGACCAAGGCCCAAGGCUGCACGCUGCUCUGCGGCCCGGUGUCCACCUCCGUGUUCCUGGAGGACUGCAGUGACUGCGUGCUGGCCGUGGCCUGCCAGCAGCUCCGCGUACACACCACAAAAGACACCCGCAUCUUCUUGCAGGUGACCAGCAGGGCCAUCAUGGAGGACUGCACCGGGAUCCAGUUCGCCCCCUACACCUGGAGCUACCCGGGCAUCGACAAGGACUUCGAGGGCUCUGGUUUAGACAAGAACAAAAAUAACUGGAACGACGUUGACGAUUUCAACUGGUUGGCCCGGGAUGUGGCCUCCCCGAACUGGAGUGUUCUUCCUGAAGAAGAGCGAAGGAUCCAAUGGGACUGAACAUUUGUCACUCUUCACUUCCACCAAAUACUUCCCUGUGGGACUGAUUCCGACUCAUGGGACCCCAAAGUUUACUGUCGUCAUGUUUUGUUUUCAUUAUUUUAAGACUUUGAGGUUGUGAUAGGCUUCUACUUUUGAUUUCCAUUAAAUUUGUGGCAGGUGUAGCACUUUAAAGAAAUUUUGCUAUUUUGGUACUGCCUAGGACCUAUUGUUAGACGGUGAUACUUUGAAGCCAUAAGGGGAAAAAGUGUGAUUGUAUGUUGGUUUUUAAUGAUUUGUGGUGUUUAAAACUUAUUGCUUGAUAAAGUAGGCCUUUAAUAAAUAUUUGUUUAAUAAACGAAUUCAGUAGGGCUCUAGUAGGAGCCGGUUAGUCUGUAACUAAGGUAUUAGACCUGUUUAAACUGCCAUUAACCAAGAGCUUUUUUGACUUGCAGGUUUAACUUCAUAAGUAUUUUUUAGUGGAUCGAUGGAAGGACUUCUCUCUGGUCUUCAGCUACAUGUUGGCUGGGGUUUUUGGCAUCCAGCUACUCAUUGACUGACUUGGAUCCAAAGUUUUGGCAGUGGGCUCCAAGAGCCUCAUGAGUCUUAACCACACACAAAGCCACAGUAGUUAUAGCUACCAAUUUUUGUGCACUUAAAAUUUUAUUGACACCAUUGUAAGCACCUUACUGGUGUAAACUUACUAAGUCCUCAAAAUCUUAUGAGGUAGAUUCUGUUAACACCAUUUUUCAAAUAAGGAAACAGAUAAGAAAGUUGCCCAAAGGCCACACAGCUGGAGUGGUGGGCUGGAUGGAAACCAGGUACUCUGACUCCAGAGCCCAGCUUCUUAAUCUCUACUAGAUACUGAUAAUUGAGUUGGGAAGAAAGCUUCCAAAAUUAAGAAGGGCAAAUAGCUUUUGGCAUAAUGUGCUAAUUAUUCUCAUAUACUAAAAGAACUGAGGCAAACAUGGCUCAGUCUUAAUUUUUCGACUCAUUUUGCUGUAAUUCACUGCUGUUACAAAUUUGGCUUUCUGCUCUCUACGACUCAUUACUAAAUGGAAAGUUGUAUGAUUUUCAAAAAGC
Molecule: messenger RNA, 2409 nt
Organism: Cervus elaphus (red deer)
Lineage: Eukaryota; Metazoa; Chordata; Mammalia; Artiodactyla; Cervidae
Gene: TBCC
Product: tubulin folding cofactor C
Exons: 1
Coding region: 217-1347 (376 amino acids)
Biological process (GO): tubulin complex assembly; post-chaperonin tubulin folding pathway
Cellular component (GO): cytoplasm
Molecular function (GO): tubulin binding
Source: RefSeq, a predicted model, not a curated record